Molecule: messenger RNA, 1803 nt
Organism: Magnusiomyces paraingens
Lineage: Eukaryota; Fungi; Ascomycota; Dipodascomycetes; Dipodascales; Dipodascaceae
Exons: 1
Coding region: 1-1803 (600 amino acids)
Biological process (GO): L-leucine catabolic process
Cellular component (GO): methylcrotonoyl-CoA carboxylase complex; mitochondrion
Molecular function (GO): methylcrotonoyl-CoA carboxylase activity
Source: RefSeq, a predicted model, not a curated record
AUGAUCUCAAGACUGUCCCGAUCAUUAGCAAGCACUGCAACCAGAUCAGCUGUCCGGUCUUGGUCCCGCUCAACUAUCCUCUCUCGAAGUUAUAAUGCAUUUGCAUCUCCCGUUCAAACUGCUGAUCUUCAAACAAUUCAAUCCAAAGUCGACACUGCCAGCCCAGAGUUUAAAGAACGCGCAGCUGCAAUGGAUGCUCUUAUUGCAGACCUUGAAAAAGAUCACCAAGCUGUUUCAGACCCUGAAGUUUACAUCCCUGAAAAAGUCCGUGAAAAACAUAUUGCUCGUAAAAAAUUACUCCCCCGUGAUCGCAUUGCUUCCUUAAUUGACCCUGGAACUUCCUUUCUCGAAUUCUCCAUGCUUGCUGGUCAUAAACUCUACGAUGGUGAAACUGUACCAGCUGGUGGUAUCAUCACCGGUAUUGGUGUGGUUGAAGGUGUCAAGUGUGUAAUUGUUGCAAAUGAUUCCACUGUCAAAGGUGGUACUUACUACCCCAUCACUGUUCGCAAACACUUACGAGCACAGGAAAUCGCUGCUGAAAACUGUCUACCAUGCUUAUAUCUCGUCGACUCUGGAGGUGCUAACCUACCUCAUCAAGCUGAUGUUUUCCCAUCUCACAACCACUUUGGUCGCAUCUUCUUCCAGCAAUCUAAAAUGUCCUCUCAAGGUAUCCCUCAACUUUCCUUGGUCCUUGGUCCUUGCACUGCAGGUGGUGCCUAUGUUCCAGCAAUGUCUGACGAAACUAUUAUUGUCCGUGGGGGUGGCCAUAUCUUUCUUGCAGGCCCACCACUUGUCAAAGCUGCCACAGGUGAAGAAGUUUCUAAGGAAGAUCUCGGCGGUGGUGAAAUGCAUGCCUCAGUCUCUGGUGUAGUUGAUUACCUCGUCGAUACCGAAGAGGAAGGUAUUGCCACUCUCCGUCGUUCCGUUGCUAACCUCAAUUACCCUAAAACCCCAGCCCUGGCUCAAUCCCCAGGCACGGCGCAAGCCCUCACUGAUUUACCGACAGCCUCGCAGGGCAUCUCACCCAACGCCUCCUCAGAUCCUACUGCCCCGCUUUUUGAUGAGCCCAUCUACAGCCCAGAGGAACUCGGUGGUAUUGUUGGUACAAACCUCCGUGUAGCCUAUGAUGUCCGUGAAGUCAUUGGACGCAUUGUCGAUGGCUCACGUUUUAGUGAAUUCAAAAAGGAAUAUGGUCCUACUCUGGUAACUGGCUGGGCCAAAAUCUACGGUCACCCAGUUGGCAUUCUUGCAAACAAUGGUCCUCUCUUUAGUGAGUCUUCUCUUAAAGGUGCCCAUUUCAUUCAACUCUGCAAGAAACGUGAUAUCCCCCUAGUUUUCUUACAAAAUAUUUCCGGUUUUAUGGUGGGCUCCGACGCAGAGCGUGGAGGUAUUGCCAAAAAUGGUGCCAAACUUGUCACUGCUGUUGUUGGGUCUGGCGUUGAAAGAUUUACUGUUGUUAUUGGUAACUCGUACGGUGCAGGCAAUUAUGGUAUGUGUGGCCGUGCAUAUGAACCCCGUUUCCUUUUCACCUGGCCCAACUCACGCACUGCUGUUAUGGGUGCAGAGCAACUUGCCAGUGUUAUGGAAACUGUAGGUUCUAAGGCCCGUGAUACUGCAGCUCUUCGUGAACGUAUUGAAUCAGAAUCUUUGGUACGAUUUGGUUCCGCACGGCUGUGGGAUGAUGGUGUUAUCAGACCUCAGGAUACCCGUAAAUACUUAGGUCUUGCACUGGAAGCAUCACGUGGCGGUCGCAGAAAUAAGAAAGAAUUGGAAGAACGCGAUUUUGGUAUUUGGAGAAUGUAG